GAUAUUCAUGCGCGUAGAGUUCACCGGGGAGGUUCUAUUAUGAUAAAGUGAUUUUUCUAUGCCAAAUAUGCGUUAGAAUUGUUUGUUUCCCAAAUGAAGCUAGCUGGCACAAUCUCUCUCUAUAUAUGCAUGGUUUCCCCAUCCUAUAUAGUUCUCUAUAUUUAUAGUACCAUGUUGUCUCACAUUUUCUCUAUAGAACACUAAAAUGUUAAGUAUAAAUAUUUACUAAAAGAAAUUCAUCAAUGGCGUUUAGUAGAAGACCAGCAAGGUUUAAAAGGCCAGAUUUCAUGCAGACAGAACCAAUUAGUCAAGAAAAGCUGGAAAUGUUAAGGGCUGCUGCUGCUCGUGUUUAUAUUAAUGAGAAAAUUCCUGCAAAAGAAUCCUUAGUUAGUGUUUCGGUACAGCAAGUGGAUACCAUUGAUACCGUAAAUGCGAAUGUGGAGAAAAAACAAGAUCAUGACAAUGGAGUGCAGCUUCUCGCAACAGUUGCUUCUGAAUUUCACAGUUUAGAAUGGUGUGGAAAAAAAAAGAGGAGUUCGUUGUCAGGAAGAAAGCAAACGCGUUGAGUUAUCCCUGAUUUUGAUGAUUAAAAUUAAGUUGUACUAAAAAAAGCUAUAGUAGUUGAUAUAUAUUUGACUCAACCAAUAAAUAAGAA
This is a messenger RNA of Cajanus cajan (pigeon pea), 655 nucleotides long. RefSeq lists its product as uncharacterized. NCBI's taxonomy places the organism in Eukaryota, Viridiplantae, Streptophyta, Magnoliopsida, Fabales, Fabaceae. The record is from RefSeq and is a predicted model, not a curated record.